UUUUCUGAACGGCAAGAUGUCUGGACGAGGCAAAGGCGGCAAAGGGCUGGGGAAAGGAGGUGCCAAACGCCACCGAAAAGUCCUGCGGGACAACAUCCAGGGCAUUACGAAGCCUGCAAUCCGCCGACUGGCCCGCCGUGGGGGCGUCAAGCGCAUCUCUGGGCUCAUCUACGAGGAGACACGGGGCGUGCUCAAAGUCUUUCUGGAGAACGUGAUCCGCGAUGCAGUGACUUACACCGAGCACGCCAAGCGCAAGACGGUCACGGCCAUGGACGUGGUGUAUGCGCUGAAACGCCAGGGCCGCACCCUGUACGGCUUCGGCGGCUGAUGCGUGCCCCCAUCUUCUCUGACUCGAAAAGGCCCUUUUUAGGGCCGCCAGAAAGUCAACAGAAGAGCUGAUAACAUUUGCGUAGCUUUGUGUAAAUAUCAGGGUUAGGUGCUUUAGGUGCAGCGUUUCGGAUGUUACGAGGAGGACGUUUGCGGCAAAAGCGGCUGCUGGUGAGGCUUGCGGCUGGGGGUGGGGGUGACUAACUUCCGGCAGGGGAGCCCGGAGCCUGGGCAGAGCUAGUCACCUCGCGCUUCUGUGUGCGUUAGGGACGGCUGCCGGGCCCUGUUACCUCUAGAAGAGAGCGUCCCUAAGUUUAAGAAGGGAUAAAGGUCCUCAAGGCGGCCGCGUCCUUCAGCCCUGGACACUUAUAGAGCGGCUUCUAUGCAAAUCAGGGUGGCCGGCCGGGCGCCUCCCAUUGGAGGGGAGCGGCGCGCGUCAGAGGGGCGGGUCCUCGGGGCCGAGCCUGCUGGACUACGGGAGCCGAGGGCGCUCGGUGCAGCCCCGGUGUGGCGCGCCGGGCUCUUCUCUUUUGUGUGUUACUCGCUGGCCGUUUGAGUGACAGGCGACCAAGCUCAUAACGCUGGAAGCAA
Molecule: messenger RNA, 918 nt
Organism: Cynocephalus volans (Philippine flying lemur)
Lineage: Eukaryota; Metazoa; Chordata; Mammalia; Dermoptera; Cynocephalidae
Product: histone H4
Exons: 1
Coding region: 17-328 (103 amino acids)
Biological process (GO): nucleosome assembly
Cellular component (GO): nucleosome
Molecular function (GO): protein heterodimerization activity; DNA binding; structural constituent of chromatin
Source: RefSeq, a predicted model, not a curated record